UCCUCCUCCUCCUCCUCCUCCUCCGGCAUGGCAAAUGCACCGGUUUUAUUUGCUCAAAACUUGCCGGUCGGAUGGAGAUUUUCACCGACCGAUCAACAACUGGUUGGAAAUUACUUGAAGCGGAAGAGGCAUGGUGAUCCUAUCGACGGCUCCGACAUCGUUGAGGUUAUUAAAUUCUGCAAUUAUAACCCUUGGGAUCUACCUGGUCUGUCCAAGAAUAAAUCCACCGAUAAAGUAUGGUUUUUCUUUUAUCUUCGCGAGUACCGCAAUAAUAGUGGACUGGCUAACCGAAAGGCGGGGAAUGGAUACUGGAAAAUCACCGGUGAUCCUCGCUCAGUCACUCCACGAGCUCACCUCAGAAGGAGCCUGCCCUCGAGAGAGAUAACGCCGAACCCAGAUGAGGAGAUAGGAACUAAGAGAAUUUUAGUUUUCCAUAAUCCUGACGCGACUCACUGGGUCAUGCACGAGUAUGAGUACACUGCAGAACUCAACUCGCCUAUUCAGGGUAACUAUGUUCUUUGCAAAUUGAAGGAGAAGCCAAAUGAGAAGAAAAAAACAGUUAAGAGGUCGAAGAAAGUGGAACCAAUUUGCAAUAAGCCAAGAGCACAAAAGAAGGCAAGAAAAGGCGAAUCAGCUUCAGUUUCAGCUUCUGCUUCUGAAAAUAAAAUAUCGGAGGAGAUCAGGGCGUAUUCAGCCUUGUUGAAAUUUUGGAAGGAAGAAUGGAAAUGCACAAGAUGA
Molecule: messenger RNA, 738 nt
Organism: Jatropha curcas
Lineage: Eukaryota; Viridiplantae; Streptophyta; Magnoliopsida; Malpighiales; Euphorbiaceae
Source: RefSeq, a predicted model, not a curated record